Anopheles maculipalpis is the source of this 480-nucleotide messenger RNA. Its product is annotated as cytochrome b-c1 complex subunit 7-like. NCBI's taxonomy places the organism in Eukaryota, Metazoa, Arthropoda, Insecta, Diptera, Culicidae. Bases 111 to 443 code for a protein of 110 amino acids. The record is from RefSeq and is a predicted model, not a curated record. Gene Ontology annotation, biological process: mitochondrial electron transport, ubiquinol to cytochrome c. The transcript is spliced from 3 exons.
AUUCGCCGAUGAAACGUCAGGCACGAUUUCGUUCUCAUUUUUGCAAAAAAGUCGCAAGUUCGCGUUGAGCACUUCGGAGAAGGUUUUACGGACUUUUUUCGUCGCUAAAAAUGUCGUACAUCGCACGCAAGGGACCCGCCGUCUACUCUGCCCUUGGCAAAUGGGCCUACAACAUGGCCGGUUUCAACCAGUACGGUCUCCACCGUGACGACUGUCUGUACGAGAACGACGACGUAAAGGAAGCGAUCCGUCGCCUGCCGGAAAAGCUGAAGGAUGAGCGCAAUUUCCGCAUCACGCGCGCCCUCCACCUCUCGAUGACGAAAACCAUCCUGCCGAAGGAACAGUGGACAAAGUACGAGGAAGACACCAAGUACCUGGAGCCGUACCUGCAGGAGGUGGUACAAGAGCGCGAGGAAAAGGUGAAAUGGGAAUCGAACAAGUAAACUUGGUUGCGCUGUGCGGGGAUUCGACGAAUACGCA